This is a messenger RNA of Lotus japonicus, 1079 nucleotides long. RefSeq lists its product as uncharacterized. The record is from RefSeq and is a predicted model, not a curated record. Bases 212 to 898 code for a protein of 228 amino acids. The transcript is spliced from 2 exons. Lineage: Eukaryota; Viridiplantae; Streptophyta; Magnoliopsida; Fabales; Fabaceae.
AACCUGCAGAAAAAAUUCAAACUGGAAAGCAAAAAAGCCAAAACACGCUUUCUUCCUCCCACUCAGUGCUUUCUUCUUCUUUCUACCUCUGUGCCUUCCAGUUUACCAUUGAGCCACCAUCACGCCGCCGACGGACCCAACCGCGCCGCCGUCGUUCCAACCCAACCACCGCGGGACUCGACGCCACCUUGAGCCCCCUUCAACAGGAAAAAUGUCUAUGAAUAGAGCUUACUCUGAAAAAGCUAAGAAGGCUCAGGUCAGCAGUCCUUCCUCGAUUCCCCAUUCCAACGCUAAGAGUGGAGAUUCCUCCACCUCAUCGAGGACACUUAAGCGCAAAGCUCCCGAGUUGUCUGACCAUGCUCCUCCAGCGCCUGAGCCGGCUUUAGGGGAGGUACCUUCUAUCCCACCUCUUACCCAGGACGUCGACGUCUCAGCUCCUUUUGACUCCCCGGCCAUGACAAACCUAAUGUUAGCCAUCCAAGCCGUGCAGCAAGAAAAAACGAAAGAUGCAGCCGCCAUUCUUGACUUACAAGCUAAGCUAGCUAAGGAACCAAAACGUAGAGCAACCUUGAAAAAGAAGAUAGCUGAGCUGACCACGGAGAUAGGUAACUUACAGAAGUCGCUUGAGAUAGCGAAUGACAAGAUUGGAAAGAUGGAGCUUCAAAAAGCAACCUUGGCUGAGUCUCAUGAAGCUGAAUUGAAGGCCUUGCGGGCUAACGUUGAAGACCUUCAAGAUAAGCUAGACCUGCAGAAACAAGAUACCGCUCUUGCAUUUGAGGGAGGUUUUGAGGAAGCGGUGGCUCAAGUUAAGUGUCUUCAUGAGAACAUCGAUAUCUCGGAAGCACAUCCCUUCAAAGUGAUUAAGGAUGGCAAGCUCGUGGAAGUCGGGUUUCCCUAGACAGCUCCUGGCAAGGAUGGUUGUUUAACCCUAUGUAGUUGGGUUCGUUCUUAGUCUUGGCUUUGUUAGCCUCUAUACAAUAUUCUGUUUGUUGCUUGUCUUUAUGUUUGGACGCAUCUAUUGUUUUGCUUUUAAUGCGCUUUCCAUACGACUGAUCGUAGUAUAAAGACAUUUUGACCAA